CUCAGACCUAUCUUGUCAUCGGCUCUUUUGCGUAAUACAAAAUGACGGCUCUGAGUGGACAUCUUGCCUUGGUCACCGGUGCUACAGGUGGCAUCGGCAAAGCGACAUGCUUAAAGCUUGCAGCCGAGGGAGUCAACGUUGCGGUCCAUUACCACUCUGCCAAAGCCACGGCGGAUGAGUUGACGAGGAAAUUGCGAGACCUGGGCGUUCAAGCUGAGAGCUUUCAAGCGGAUCUGCAGGACUACGAUGAGGUGCGGAAGCUUCACGCGGCGGUGGAGGAGAAAAUGGGCAAGGUGACGAUCCUGUACAGCAACGCGGGCACGACGCUGUCCAAGCACAGGCUGAGCUCGAUCGACCAGGUCUCCGUCGACGAGUUCGAGCGGACGUGGAGGGCGAACUGCGGCUCCGCCUUUCUCCUCGCGCAGCUGUGCAUGCCGGCAAUGGAGGCCCAAGGUUGGGGCCGGGUGAUUUUCUGCAGCAGCGUCGCCGGUUUCACGGGCGGCGUCGUCGGGCCGCACUACGCUUCGUCAAAGUCCGCGCUUCACGGGCUGAUCCACUGGAUGGCGGGAGCGUACGCCAAAAAGGGCGUCACGGUCAACGGCGUGGCUCCUGCUCUGAUCCAGGACACGGCCAUGCUCCCUGGCAGCAACGACGAGCUGGCUUCCAAGAUCCCCAUCGGCCGUCUCGGCAAGCCGGACGAGAUAGCGGACACGGUGUUGUGGAUGGUGAAGAACUCGUAUGUUACAAACAAGGUCGUCGCGGUCGAUGGAGGGAUGUUUGUUCAGUGAUGACUUGAGCGAUUUGCCUCCAUGACGGGAAGAUACGCAAAACAGACCGAAGAACGACACGUACUUCAGGAAUCCUUACCAAGUCCACAGGCACAGAGACGACGUGGUACGUCAUUCGUUUUGGAGUUCUACAUUUUGCCUCAGACAUGUUGCAUAAUGAUGGAGACAAAGCCACGCACACUACCGUAAUCACUUCACACCCACUAGUCGAUCUUAUUUGCAAUGGGUGGUCACGAGACGGACCCCUUUUGAUCAUCACCUCCAGCAUUGCUGGCUUUCUCCCUCGCGAAAAUUUUCGUAUUGAACUCAGUCCGACGCUGAAUGCACCUGAGAGCAAUGAAUUGGCGUACAACGCUGAAGUCAACAGUGAAUAGAUUCAAUUAAUUAUGAUCUCUUAAUACAAGAUGACGAUGCAAGUAAAGGCCCU
Verruconis gallopava is the source of this 1215-nucleotide messenger RNA. RefSeq lists its product as uncharacterized. The coding region runs from base 42 to 788 and encodes 248 amino acids. Gene Ontology annotation, molecular function: oxidoreductase activity. The record is from RefSeq and is a predicted model, not a curated record. NCBI's taxonomy places the organism in Eukaryota, Fungi, Ascomycota, Dothideomycetes, Venturiales, Sympoventuriaceae. The transcript has 4 exons.